AUGCCAUCCUUGUCCCUCAAUCCCUCUCAGCAGCCAUCUCUUUCCAUUCAGCCAAGUUUAUCAGCCAAUCCAAGCGCAUCUAUGGUGCCGUCUACAGGGCCCUCUAUCACCCCAGGUCAGGGAUUUCUUGCAUUGUUCAGUUUUCCCCUUGAGGAAGAACAUGAAUUCCAAACUGGACCAGAUUUUCUCACGGCCAUUGUGGAGGAAGCUGAAGAGAAGGAAGAAUAUGAGCUCUCCUCGGAAGAAUCUGAUUUUUCGGCAGAUGGCGAACCAGAAGGUGACGUUGGCAUUCCUGCCGAAGAACAAGUAAACCACAACAUAUUCAUGCAUCCAGAAGCCCUUGACUUCUCUCGAGAUCAAGAAACAGAGGGACAAGAAGAGGAGGAAGAGCAUGAUUUUGGUGAUACCAGUAGCCAAGAAGAAGAGCAUGAAUUUGCUGAUAGCGAGGAAUCAGAAGGUGACGUUGGCAUGCACGCAGAAGAACAAGUAAACCACACUAGUUUCAUGGAUCCAGAAGUACAUGACUUCUCUCAAGAGCAACAAGAAACAGAAGAACCGGAAGAAGAGGAGCAUGAUUUUGGUGAUGUCGAAGAAGAAGAAGACCACGAAUUAUUUGGUGAUGGCGACACUGAACGUGGCGUUGGUGUGCCUGCAGAAGAAGAACAAGUUGAACACCACAACAUUUUCAUGCAUCCCCCAGGGAGUGCCUCUUCUCAAGAUCAAGAUCAAGAUCAAGAAGAAAGUGAUGAAGAAGAGCCUAGAUUUGGUCCUGACGAGUUUGAUUUUGGAACCGGUCCCGAUUUCCGCGAACACAAAGUUAUCCCAAUCGUUGUGCGGAAUCGAUAUGAUGAUGAAGAAGAGCACGAAGAACAAGAAGAGUUCAACUUUGAAGAGGAUGAUGAGGACCACGAAGAAGAGUUUGACUUUGGAACUGGCCCUGAUUAG
Messenger RNA from Seminavis robusta, 945 nucleotides. Lineage: Eukaryota; Bacillariophyta; Bacillariophyceae; Naviculales; Naviculaceae. The record is from the annotation of a GenBank genome assembly.